AUGUCGAACACAACGGAGACGCUGCCGCUUUACUUAACGCCACAGUUCUUCAGACGUACCCUGGAGCACGGCCUGCAACAGCAGGAUCUCAAAGUGCUGGAUGUGCAGCUGACGGAUCUGACGCGUGGCGGCGAGAACUACUGCAGUAAUAUUUAUCGGGCCCAUGUCAGGUACCAGACAGCGGACCGAAAAUUGGUGGAGACCUCGCUCAUAGUCAAGUGUAUGCCGGCCGAGAAGCAAGCCAUACUGGCCCGUCUCCAUAUCUACAACAAGGAGACUUUCUUCUAUCUGUACAUCAAGCCAAAGCUGGAGGCGCUCAUGUGGCGGGCACAUGCAGGCGAAGAGCCCUGGACGCUGGGAGCCAGGCACUACUAUUCAACUACGCAGCCGGAGCAGACCAUUGUCUUUGGGGAUCUCUGCUGUGAGGGUUAUCAGCUGAAAUGCCGACAGCUGGGCCUGGAUGCUGCUCAUGCGAGGCUGGUGAUGCGCAAGUUGGCCGAAUAUCAUGCCCUGACCAUGGUCAUGGCCGAGCAUGAGCCUCAAACGAUAAUAGAUCGUUAUCCGUUUGGACUGCUGCACAUGGAUGCCAUUAAAUCGGAGCCUUUUAAGCUGCUUUUUGGCACUCAACUGCUAAAAUUGGCGGCAUUGACCAAUGAUUGCGAAGGAUUUGGUUCGAUAACACGGAAACUUUAUCGCUAUCACGAGCAUUUCACGGAGCGUGUGCUAAAAUCGGUUUAUCCACUGCGUGGAGAUUUAAAUGUUAUGAACCACGGAGAUCUGUGGGUGAACAAUAUAUUCUUCAAGUACGAUGAACAGCACAAGGUGCAGCAAGCGAAGAUUAUUGACUUUCAGCUGUGCUUCUAUGGCAGCCUGGGCUUCGAUGUCAAUUACUUUCUUAAUACCAGCCUGGAGCUGGAUGUGCUUAAGACGCAGCGCCAGCAGCUAAUAGAUGCAUAUUACGAGGCGCUGUUGGGCUGUCUGCAGCAGCUGCCCUGGGACAAGCCGCUGCCCACGCAUGAGGAUGUCAUGGCUGAGAUUCGUGCCCGGGAGGCUUAUGGAUUUUUUGUGGCCUUUGGUUUCUUUCCGCUGAUGAGCAUGAUUGGCAUUGAUUCGGAGGACAACUCGCUGAAGAACUUUCAUGACGAGGAAUUCGCCAGGCAAAAGGUGCAGCUCAUGUUCGAAGGUAAUGCACGCACUCUCGAGAGUCUCAAGUUCACGUUGAAGCGUUUGGAUGACUUGCAUCUAUUCGAUUGAAGGCAGUGAGAAACAAUUGCACAUUGUUGCUCUAACGGUUCAUACAGAAUAAAUAUUGCAUAAUAUUUGAUUGCCCCCUAAUUGAAUACACUGUUAU
Messenger RNA from Drosophila novamexicana, 1351 nucleotides. RefSeq lists its product as uncharacterized. The transcript has 3 exons. Lineage: Eukaryota; Metazoa; Arthropoda; Insecta; Diptera; Drosophilidae. The coding region runs from base 1 to 1254 and encodes 417 amino acids. The record is from RefSeq and is a predicted model, not a curated record.